AGCCUCCGUUUCUUAUUGGCUGGUUCGGAUCGAACAUGCCUAGCCUGGAGAGCACAACAACACCGAGCUUCAAAAUAAAGAACUCAUUUCUGUGCGGGAGCUUUUUAGAGAAAGAAUUCAUGAGAUUUUUUUAAUUUUGGGGAAGUUUUUAGUUGUUUUUUUUUGUGUGAAGAGACUUUUGUAUUAUAAUGGAAGUUAAGCAAGUUGCUAGUUUGCUUGUGCUUUCGCCUCCUUCUACACCACCCUUGAAAAAUAUCCCAUCAUCAGACGAUGAAACGAGUCAACAAUCGACCAUCGACCACCUACGCCAGUUCCUGGGUCAAAAACGUCCAUCGUCGACCGCCUUCCCGCCCACACCCCAACCCUCCGACUCGGAAAGCGAAGAGCACGAUUUCCCGCUCAAAAAACGUCACAUCCGCAAUGAGCACGAGUUCGCGCGCUAUUUGCAAACUUCGCCUACACCACCUCCUGAAGAACCAAUUGUCACAACAAGAACCACGUCAGUUAUCAUGAAAGCCAACACUGACGGUUCUUGUGUAUCGCUUCCAAUCCCUCAACCACCUAGCGAUGAAGUAAACAUAGUGAAAAGUAUUAAAUUUAAAAUGGGCAAUCGCAAUAUUAAUAAUUCCAACAAAGUUAUAUCAAUUUUGCCAAAAGUCUUAGCCCCAAUCAACCAGCCACAAGCCUACUUUCUAUCGCCUGAUGGUACAAUGGUACCAACCCAGUUGGUUUUAUUCACUCCUCCAGCUUCUCAGCCUCCAAGAAGGCGCAUUUAUGAGUGCCAGCACGAGGGUUGCGGCAAAAACUAUUUCAAGUCUUCGCAUUUGAAGGCCCACAAUAGAACCCAUACGGGUGAGAAGCCUUUUGUCUGCCAAUGGGCGGAUUGCGGCAGGAGAUUUUCCAGAUCGGACGAGUUGUCCAGGCAUAAGAGGACUCACACUGGGGAAAAGAAGUUUCAGUGUGAGGUUUGUCAAAGGAGGUUUAUGAGGUCUGAUCAUUUGGCUAAACAUGUUAAAAGGCAUUCUAAGGAUAGGAUUUCUUCGGCUAAGAUUAGUGUGGUUCCUAUUUUACCGUUGCCAGUUGUUUGUUAAUUUAAAUUUCUAUAAAUAGCGCGUUAUUUAUGUUGGUACCUUUUGUUUUUGUUUUAAAUUUAUUUUUUCAUUCAUAUUUUUCACAUUCCGUCUUAUUUGUAUCAUCUUCAUUAUUAUGUAUAUAAAACUAACUUGUAAAAAAUAUCAUUUUUUGUUUAUAGAAUAUUAUUGAUCUGUGAUUUUACUAAAUGGUUAUUAUUUAUUUUAAAACUUUGUAAUACGUUUGUAUAU
Molecule: messenger RNA, 1322 nt
Organism: Ceutorhynchus assimilis (cabbage seed weevil)
Lineage: Eukaryota; Metazoa; Arthropoda; Insecta; Coleoptera; Curculionidae
Source: the annotation of a GenBank genome assembly